Vicia villosa (hairy vetch) is the source of this 660-nucleotide messenger RNA. RefSeq lists its product as uncharacterized. The coding region runs from base 1 to 660 and encodes 219 amino acids. The transcript has 2 exons. The record is from RefSeq and is a predicted model, not a curated record. Lineage: Eukaryota; Viridiplantae; Streptophyta; Magnoliopsida; Fabales; Fabaceae.
AUGGAUGGAGGUGAAGAAGGCCCUCCAUUCCCAUACCACAUAUUGGGGAUGGAGAAUAAGAAGUAUGAGAAACCUACAAGGACUGAGGAGAGUGAGAAAAAGAAGGAAAAGAAGGUUGUAAAAGAUGUCUCUCCUGAGAAGAAGAAAAAGAAAGAGAAGAAGGAAGUCAUUGAGAAAUUUGAGAUGGAUCUGGAGAAAUUGAUUAAGCAAGCUGUCAAUGACAACAAGGAAAUGAAAUCGGAAGCGUCUAAAAAGGAGAAAUCCCUUUCCUGGACAGAAGAAGAAAAAGAGGAGGAGGAAGUAUUUGUGGGAACAACAAGUGAAGUGGUGAAGAAGAAUGAGGAAGAAAAGAAGAAGCAAAAACAGAAGGAGGAGGCAGAGGUUGAGAAGAGAAGCAAGAACGCUACUGACGUGACUACUUAUUACUCUUCAACUGAAGAGGAAGCAGAAAGUGAAAACUCUGGUGAGGAAGAGACAAAGGAGAAUUCUGGAGACGUAUCUAUUGAUGAGGAAGAGGAAGGAGAAGGCUCUUCAUCCAGUUCGCAAGAAUUAGGACAGGCUGAAGGAACUUCUGAGAAGGAUGAGGAUGUGAUUCCCAAGAAGGUGUUGGGAAUUGACAAAGCAAGUACCCCUCCAGCAGCAAAGAAGAAUUCCAAAUAG